UCUGAGUUUAAGAAUUAUAAAAUAGCUGGCUAUUUCAUAACAGGAUUAAUUGGUAAAAUCUGUGUAUUUGCAUAAACAUGUUCUGAUAAUGGCUAAAUUUCUUGCUCAAAUUAUCGUCCUUGGUGGACAAAUUGUUGGAAAAGCAUUUACACAAGCCCUCAAACAGGAAUUUCAAGCUGGUGCUCAGAAAGCUGCCCGUUCUGCAACUGAGGGUGCAAAAAAGGCACCGCAUACAGCAGUCAGUGGCAUCACUGUUGAGGAAGCCAAAAUGAUAUUAAAUAUAAAAGAUGUCACACCAGAGGUUGUUGAAAAGAGCUAUAAAUACUUAUUUGAAAUUAAUGAUAAGAAGGCCGGAGGUUCGUUUUACCUCCAAUCGAAGGUCUUCAGAGCUAAAGAGAGGUUAGACUUUGAGUUAAAGGAUAUAGCUGACUCACAAAGAAAAGAAGAAAAAAAUACAGACUCGGUUAAAAAUGACUUAUAGCACGGCAAAUGUUUUUUUGCACGUGAAUAAAAGCUUGCGUAAAUAGCAAUUGUGUAUCGUAAGGUUGGCUCGAAAACAACUUCUGUGUAACUUUUUAACUGGAAAGCUGCCAAUGGAAAGGACUUCUUAUAAGGACUUUUUUGGAGACGCUUAAUUAGGAUUAAUAUAUUUUAAUAAAUCCUUCUCUGUUUAACGCCUCCAAAAUAGCAUCAGUAUUAAAUGCCCCAGGUCGUUUUUUGAAGCUGACAAGCGAACAAAAAUCCUUUCAUUAAAAACUAAAUUUAAAUAUCGGUUAUUAAAGAAUUUCUGCGUGUUUUGCAAAAGUUUAUUUUCGAAAACAAAUAAGAUAGAUACGUACACGUUAUUUUAUAAACACUCAAAUUCGCAACAUUUUUGGGGACUUUAAAACAAUAUUGAUACAAGGAGCAAAUUUGGUAGCGGUUUUAAAAGUGCAUUACCAUAGUCGUAAAUUGAUUUUGACAUUUUGUGUAACUUCUUUUCACGUGUGUCAAGAUACAAUAAUAACUUCUUUUUAUGCUGCUUAAGGUAAUCAUUUCAUCAUUCAUUCAUGAAAUAGUUUUUUUUACCUGAUUUUCCCUAAAUAAUUAAAUUAAACUGGUAAUUUUUGGCAGAGCCUUUAUUUUUUUUCCAUUUUCAACGUUUUAUGCAACUAAAUGCCGGGUCAAAACUUAAUUUGCUUACGAAAAACGUAGUGUAUAUUGCUUUUAUGUUUUACAAAGAGUAUUACAAUGUUUUACAACGUAUUGUCAGAAAAAAAAUAUUUGACAUUUGUAA
Hydractinia symbiolongicarpus is the source of this 1276-nucleotide messenger RNA. Its product is annotated as mitochondrial import inner membrane translocase subunit tim16-like. Gene Ontology annotation, cellular component: TIM23 mitochondrial import inner membrane translocase complex. The transcript has 7 exons. The record is from RefSeq and is a predicted model, not a curated record. Bases 89 to 481 code for a protein of 130 amino acids. NCBI's taxonomy places the organism in Eukaryota, Metazoa, Cnidaria, Hydrozoa, Anthoathecata, Hydractiniidae. Gene Ontology annotation, biological process: protein import into mitochondrial matrix.